AUGCGUCGCCUCCCCGGCCAAGCGGGGCUCCUUCUCGGCGUGGGGCUGCUGGCGGCGCUGCUGGCCGCAGCGCGGGGCCUCCCCCUGAGGAAGCCGCGGGGGCCCGGGCCCGGGCCCAGGAGCCACGCGAGGCUGGCGGAGGCCUCAGCCUCCCCAGAUCCCAGCUCUCCCAGGGAGGAGGAACAGUCACUACAGCUGCCCAGAGCCCACCUGCAGGCAGGGCCACGCCGACACAGGCGCCGGACUCUCACGGAGCCAGCAGCCCUGACACUGCGCAGGGCCACCCCACCCGGGACCCUGGAGGACACACCCUCAUUGCUGGAGCUGCAGAAGCUGCCAAGAUUGGCCAACACAGACUUGAGUGCCCCAAACCCCAAUAUCCAGGUGACCAUCGAGGUGGUGGAGGACCCCCAGGCUGAGGUGGAGAUGGACCUGCUGGCUGAGCCCAGCAAUCGCUGGCCUCAGAGUUCUCCUAGAUGGUUACCCAGCAAGGAACUCUUUUGGCCCCUCUUCUGGGGCUACUUGGAAGGCAAGGAAGGGGGCAUCAGUCUUGAGGGCAGAGCCCCUGAGGAAGAGGAAGAGGAAGAGGAGGAUUACCCUGCAGAGUACAGUGAGGGUGAAGGCCAGGAGGAUAGCGAUGAGGAAGAUGAGGAGGAAGAACAGGAGCCUUGGUCCAGUGGGGCCACAGACAGCUGGGACCAGGGCUGGCUUGUCCCUGGGGACUGGGCCUUCAAGGAGUCGGACAGCUACGACUCAGAGACUCAAGAGGAGUGGAGCCCUUGGUCUCCCUGCAGUGGGAGCUGCAGCAGUGGCAGCCAGCGGAGGACUCGGCCCUGUGGCUACGCCUGCACUGCCACCGAGUCCCGUGCCUGCAACCUGCCCCCCUGUCCUGGCACCGAGGACGAGGAUACCUUAGACUUCCCCAGUGAGGGAUGGCAGCCCCUGGCCCACAAUGCUACGGACAUGCUUGGCCCAGAUGUGGACAGCUGUGAGAAGUGGCUGAACUGCAAGAGUGACUUCUUAGCCAAGUACCUGAGCCAGGUGCUGCGUGAUCUGCCCAGCUGCCCCUGUGCGUACCCGCUGGAGGCCGUGCACAGCGCUGUGAGCCUGCAGGAUGAGCACCAGGGCCGCAGCUUCCAGUGGAGGGAUGCCAGUGGCCCUCGAGAGCACCUUGAUGUUUACCAGCCCACUGCGCGCUUCUGCCUGCGCUCCCUGCUGUCUGUGGAGAGCAGCACGCUGGCUGCCCAGCACUGCUGCUAUGAUGAGGGCAGCCGGCUCCUGACUCGCGGCAAGGGCGCUGGGGCACCUAACCUCGUCAGCACCGACUUCUCCCCUGAGCUGCACUUCAAGGUGGACACACUGCCGUGGAUCCUGUGUAAGGGGGACUGGAGCCGCUACCAUGCCAUGCGGCCCCCCAACAAUGGCAGGGCCUGCGCAGACAACCCCCCAGAGGAGGAGUACCUGGCCCAGCUGCAGGAAGCCAAGGAGUACUGAUGAUGGCACCGCUGGGCCGAGACUGCUGCUGCAGCCUCUGCAGGCCCUCUAGCCCUGCCCCUGCCCAAAGCUGGUGAGAGCAAGGGUCGCCCCCAGAGGCUGCGGUGCUGCAGCCUGCCCUCUACCUGCCCAAGGGAGGUCAGGGUGCCAGAUGUAGAGGCAGGGUUGGGCAAAAGAUUGAAGGGGGUAUAGGGCUGUGGGUGAGGGAAGGGAGCCCAGACCCCCAGGCCUCUGAGCUGCACUGGGAAUGUGUGUGCACUCAUGUGUCCGCAGGGCCUUAACUCUCCUGCCUGCUGGGAGGUGCCAUCCAAGGCUGGUUAUGCAUUUUUGUCCCUCUUCCUAGGAGCUGGGCUCCUCUGCACUGGCUCACAUAGGAGCGAGCCAGGCAUCCCAGAUACAUCCUGAUUGCCAGGACCUGCCAUGAAUCACCCUGUUGGCCAGCUGAGGAAGGGCAGGGGGAUACUAGGCUAGGCCAGCUGCUCUCUGCUGAGCUGACGUCCCACCCCAUGGUCACCAAUCCCCAUCUCUGGGUGGUGCACAAGCCCCUCUUGCCCACACCCUACCAGGAGCCACUGCACAGGAGCCCAAAGCCACCCUUCCAGUGGGCUCUGUUUCAGUCUGGGGCUGAAGGCCACAUCACAGCUGAGGCAAGGCUGACUCCAGGCAGGGAGGGGGGUUGGCAGUUCUGGUCCUUUCCUUUGUUUAGGCCCUUCUGUUCUGCCCGUAUUAUAGGAAUGUGCAGGGCUGGGAACUGGGCUGACCUAUAGUGGGAAGGUGGCCAUUCGUCACAGCAGCCAGACUGGGUUAAGCUCACACUGCCUCAGGAUAUUGUCAUGUGUGUCUAUAGUGAUGGUCACCUAGCUCUUUGGAGGGAAAACAAGCACUGAUUUGUAGCACUUUGGUGUUUUCUGUGGUGUAACCACUCCAGCAAGGCCCAUUCAGGCUCCCAACAUCACCAAAUGCACUGAACUCAGAGUUGGAAGAGAUGUACAUAAUCCGUUCUCCCAGCACAGCUCCUGCCUCUUCCCUGCCUUCCCUGGUCCCCCAAGCCACACUUCCUUGCCUUCUGUGGGGUUGAAAUGUUGAAGUCCCAACUGUUCCUGUUCAUAAAAGCCAGUAAGAGGUAGAGGACUUCAGUUGUAUCCCCUCCACAGCUGCCCUUAAGGUCUCUGGGAUCCUCAGC
Nycticebus coucang (slow loris) is the source of this 2677-nucleotide messenger RNA. RefSeq names its product isthmin 2 (gene ISM2). Bases 1 to 1494 code for a protein of 497 amino acids. Lineage: Eukaryota; Metazoa; Chordata; Mammalia; Primates; Lorisidae. The transcript has 6 exons. The record is from RefSeq and is a predicted model, not a curated record.